This is a messenger RNA of Erigeron canadensis, 716 nucleotides long. RefSeq names its product agamous-like MADS-box protein AGL62. The transcript has a single exon. The record is from RefSeq and is a predicted model, not a curated record. Gene Ontology annotation, biological process: regulation of transcription by RNA polymerase II. Bases 1 to 678 code for a protein of 225 amino acids. Gene Ontology annotation, molecular function: RNA polymerase II cis-regulatory region sequence-specific DNA binding; DNA-binding transcription factor activity, RNA polymerase II-specific; protein dimerization activity. NCBI's taxonomy places the organism in Eukaryota, Viridiplantae, Streptophyta, Magnoliopsida, Asterales, Asteraceae.
AUGGCAAAGAAACCAAGUUUGGGUCGACAAAAAAUCAAAAUCGCAAAAAUCCAGAUAAAAAACCAUCUACAAGUUACCUUCUCAAAGAGACGGUCAGGGCUCUUCAAGAAGGCUAGCGAGCUUUGCACGUUGUGUGGGGUUGAAAUCGCGAUUGUGGUGUUUUCUCCUGCCGGGAAGGUUUUCUCAUUUGGGCAUCCUAAAGUCGAGUCAAUCGUAGACAGGUUUUUAACAAGAAAUCCUAAUUUUAACUCGACUACGAAUAGUUUAUAUUUUAUGGAGGCACAUAGGAUAGCUAGCAUUCCUGAACUAAACAUGCAAUUAACACACAUUCACAAUGAGUUAGAAGCCGAGAAGAAAAGAACUGAAACGCUAGACGAAAUGAGAAAGGCUAGCCGGAGCCAGUUUUGGUGGGAAGCGCCAAUCGAGGAGCUUAAUCUUCAUGAACUUGAACAGCUCAAGGAUUCAAUGGAGGAACUCAAAAAGAACGUGACGAUACAAGCUAAUAAGCUUUACGCCGAAAACUCUAACUCCAUGUCACUUUUCGGUACUAAUAAUAAUAAUAGCAUUAUUAGUGGUGGUUUUGAUCACUAUGAGAUGAAGCCCGGUCCGGUCUUAUCAACAUCCUCUGGUGUUUGUAACACCCACCAUGGAUAUGGGUAUGGCCAUAGUUUGUUUUGAAGUCCAUUUGCGCUUCUACUUGAAUUUUUUUUUUUUUA